AUGCACGACCAUGAUCCAGAAACAGGUUUUGGCAGAUUCAACUACAUUCUGAUGGGUGCAGGAUUUUUCUCCACGAUCGUGUGCCUGAUGGACACGACAACCAUGUCUUACAUUCUGCCUCUGGCACAGUGCGACCUGGGCCUCACAGACCUCAGCAAGGGAGCUCUCAAUGCCAUUACCUAUGCGGGCCUGAUCAGCGGCUCGUUCGUGUGGGGCUUCCUGUCGGACACGCUGGGCCGGCACCGCCUGCUCGUCAUCAGCCUGCUGCUGGACGGCACCAUCGCCCUCUGCUCCGCCUUCUCCACCUCACUCUGGCUGAUGCUGCUGCUCAGAUACCUCAACGGCUGCAUAUCGUGCGGCGCCCUGUGUAUAAACUUCUCGUUCCUGGCGGAGUUCCACGGCGCGCAGUACCGCAACCGCUGCGUCAUGACCACAGGCAUCUACGUCGGGAUCGCGCAGGUCGCAUUACCAGCGAUAGGGCUGGGGCUGCUGACGGAGACGUGGGAGUACGAGACGGGCGUGCUGACGCUGCGGCCGUGGAACGUGUUCGUCAUGAUGUGCACCGUCCCCUCGCUCGCCGGCGGCCUGCUCAUCUCCUUCUUCCCCGAGACGCCCAAGUUCCUCAUGGCGCACGGCCGCAACGAGGAGGCGCUCGCCGUCAUGCGCAAGAUAUACGCGCUCAACACCGGCAACAGUGCGGACACUUUCCCGGUGCGCCGGCUGGUGGACGAGAUAGCGCAGCGCAAGACGUCGCUGUCCAGCGCUGCCUCCAGCCCCAAGAGCGUGCUGGAGAGCGCGCGCGCCGGCUGGAGGCAGAUCCGGCCGCUCUUCUCCAUGCCGCACCUGCCCUACGCGCUGCUCGUCUUCAGCGUGCAGGCCUGCUGUUUGCUCAGCCUGAACACGGUGCGGCUGUGGCUGCCGCAGAUCUUCACGACGAUGGAGGAGUUCUACGAGGCGCAGCGGCUGCUGGGGCUGGAGGGGCAGGACGCCUACAUGUGCGAGGCGCUCACCUUCCGCGAGCGCAACGCCACGCUGGCCGCGGCCGUCGCCUCCGCCCUGACUAGCCCCAAUAUCUACACGAAUUCGAUGAUCGUGUGCGCCUCUGCAACUUUCGCCAUCUUCAUCAGCACAACCCUCGUGAACAUCAUCGGCUACCGGCUUCUGAUCAUAAUCAGCGCUCUGGUGAGCGCGGCGUUCAGCGUGCUGGUGCUGUGGUCGGUCGGUUCGGCGGCGACGCUGGCGCUGCUGACGCUCUACCUGGCCACCGUCAACGUGUACGGCGCCUGCAUGGUCGGCGUCGUCGUCGCCAUCUUCCCCACCACGCUCAGGACUAUGGCGAUGUCUCUGACCAUGAUGUGCGGCUUCAUAGCAGCGCUUUUUGGGAAUCUCAUCUACCCUGUCCUCAUGGCGGUCGGUUGUGAGACUCCUUUCUAUGUCGUCACCGCUUGCAACUUAGGUAAGGAAGGCAAGGUCCUGUAG
Messenger RNA from Schistocerca piceifrons (Central American locust), 1479 nucleotides. RefSeq names its product synaptic vesicle glycoprotein 2A-like. NCBI's taxonomy places the organism in Eukaryota, Metazoa, Arthropoda, Insecta, Orthoptera, Acrididae. Bases 1 to 1479 code for a protein of 492 amino acids. Gene Ontology annotation, molecular function: transmembrane transporter activity. The record is from RefSeq and is a predicted model, not a curated record. Gene Ontology annotation, biological process: transmembrane transport. The transcript has 10 exons.